Drosophila biarmipes is the source of this 2172-nucleotide messenger RNA. RefSeq lists its product as uncharacterized. Gene Ontology annotation, cellular component: nucleus. Gene Ontology annotation, biological process: regulation of DNA-templated transcription. The record is from RefSeq and is a predicted model, not a curated record. The transcript has a single exon. Gene Ontology annotation, molecular function: transcription coregulator activity; RNA binding. NCBI's taxonomy places the organism in Eukaryota, Metazoa, Arthropoda, Insecta, Diptera, Drosophilidae. Bases 157 to 1515 code for a protein of 452 amino acids.
AAUCCGAACACCAGAACACAGUUCAUUUUUUUACUCCUAGUCUCUUGGAUGUUAUCAAAGAUUUCAGUAGUUUUUAUUUACCCCAAGGAAUCGGUUCGUGUUUGAUCAGCAGUAAAGGCCCCACAACCAGGAGUUAAAGCAAUACAUUCAACUGCAAUGGAUAACUCGGCAGCCAGUGUGGUGUACUCCAAUCCUUUCUACGCUCAAAAUUACACCGGAGCCGGAGAACUUGACCAGCAGCCGCAGGAGCAGCUCCAGCAUCCGAACCCGAAUCCGAACCAGCACCAGAUGUUCCACGCCAACUAUAUGGAUCUUGAGAUGGGACCUGGCCUGAAUCCCAAUCCCAAUCCGCAACGGAGUCCCCGCAGGGCCUUCAAUGAUAUCUAUCGCUACGAGAACGGAAGCGGCGAUGCCACUGGAAAUUUGUUACUAGGUCGGAAUGGGGAACGCUUCUGCAGAGAUGAGGCAGGAGAGGAUGAUAGGGCGGCUCAGCUGGAAGGGCCCAUGUCCAUCUCACCCUCUUCUUCUCUGGUGGCCAGCACCUCAUCCUCGUGCCCCACGGGAGAGUCCCUGAACCAGGGGAUGGACAGCAACCGAAGUGACGAGCAAGUGGAUAGGGGCGACAUGACCGAAAUGGGGGAGUUUGGAGCACUUAGCCAGCUAACCGAGGAGGAGCAGCGGGAACAGCGACCGCCCUUCUCGCCCAGCAUGGGUGGCAACACCUCCUACAUGGUCUUUCCCCGCACCGCCGCCGACUACAUGCCCCGCCUGCCGCUGGCCAGGCACACCCCCUACCUGAAUGUGGGCCAGGAGCAGUACGUCAUCCAGCAGGACACGAUCUUUGUGCUGGGCAUGCGCCUGAAUGUGACCAAGAACGACAUCAUCGUGUUCUUCGGCAAGCUGGGCAUGAUCAAGACGGACGAGGCGACGAACAAACCGAAGAUAUUCGUCUACAAGAACAAGAUGACGGGGCGUUCCAAGGGGGAGGCCACCAUUACCUACACGACUCCCUUCUCGGCACAGGCGGCCAUUAGUUGUCUGAGUGGAGCCAAGUUCAUGGGUCAGACGCUGACCGUGCUGCCCGCCUAUCUGUCCACCCGGCGGGGCAGUGUGCGCUACAUCUAUCCCAAGGAGCUGAACUGCCCGGAGAACCAACGUCGCCAGCGGGCGCUGAGAUGGAAGCCGGCCAGCGACAACUGGGUGUGCAUGAUCUGCCGGAACAGCAACUUCGUGUGGCGCGCCAGCUGCAACAGGUGCCAGGCGGCCAAGUUGACCGCUGCCCAGGACAAGGGGGCAUCGAGCAAUGCCCGUCGUUGGCGGCCACAGAAGACCGAUUGGCCCUGUGGAUUCUGCUUCAACCUGAACUUCUGGUACCGCGCCAAGUGCAACCGCUGCCAUGCCCCCAAGUCCGAUGAUCCUCCAGCCUCUGGCUCCGGUUCGGAGGAGGAUACCUGGGAACUGUUGCUCAAUCCGCCCAGCCCGGAUGCUUCCCAGGAUACUCCAACCCAGCCAUAGACUCAUCCGCCUCCCAUCUGUGAGCGUUGCCGCAUCCCUUCAUAGACGUCAGCGCAUCCCAUCCACAGACGUUAUGCAUCCCAUCUGUGAACGUUGCCCCAUCCCCUUCUAGACGUUACCACAUCCCAUUUGUGUCUGUCGUAGACGUGUCCGCACCCCUUACCGUUUGUGUAUCCGCAUCUUUUUGUACGUGUCUACUGACGAACUAUAGUUCUACUUUCCUAUCCUGUGCCCCUCAAGGUCCUCUUAAAAUUGCCAGUGAUGCGUCGCGAGAUCUAUGAGCCUCAAGUACCAUCCGCGACGCCCAGAAAAAGCCCUGUAACAAAGAAGAAAACCCCCAAAAUUCCUGUUAUCGGAUCCCAAAUGGCAUUCAAAAUGCAAUACUAUACGCCGCCGCGCAGAAAGGAGCCCCUGAGAUUGUGGGACAAUGCAGCUCGCUGAAUGGUAAUCCACUUAAUCCGGGUAACUGAAUAUUUUACCCGGACACAAAAGGCAACCGGACCAAGCCACCUGGCGAGCUCUAAACGUUUAAUGAAUUUAUUUACUUUCCCGACGCCCGCAGUCACUGGCUCAUUGGCUCUGUGGAACUGCACUGAAAAUCGGAAAAUCCGUUUAUAUGAGGUCGAAAUUGUUUAAUAAAAUUUGUUUUCUUUUUAA